Messenger RNA from Peronospora matthiolae, 411 nucleotides. The record is from the annotation of a GenBank genome assembly. NCBI's taxonomy places the organism in Eukaryota, Oomycota, Peronosporomycetes, Peronosporales, Peronosporaceae.
AUGGCUCGCACGAAACAAACCGCCCGCAAGUCGACCGGAGGCAAGGCCCCGCGUAAACAACUCGCUACCAAAGCCGCCCGCAAGUCGGCGCCUGCCACUGGCGGUGUCAAGAAGCCGCACCGUUACCGUCCGGGUACGGUCGCGCUGCGUGAAAUCCGUCGGUACCAGAAGUCGACGGAGCUGCUGAUCCGCAAGCUUCCGUUCCAGCGUCUGGUGCGUGAGAUCGCGCAGGAUUUCAAGACGGACCUGCGUUUCCAGGGCUCGGCGGUGCUUGCCUUGCAGGAGGCGGCUGAAGCGUACCUCGUCGGUCUGUUCGAAGACACCAACUUGUGUGCCAUCCACGCCAAGCGUGUCACGAUCAUGCCCAAGGACAUCCAGCUGGCGCGUCGUAUCCGCGGCGAGCGUUCUUAA